This is a messenger RNA of Striga hermonthica, 2583 nucleotides long. Lineage: Eukaryota; Viridiplantae; Streptophyta; Magnoliopsida; Lamiales; Orobanchaceae. The record is from the annotation of a GenBank genome assembly.
AUGGACCCUUAUUCAUCUGGAGAAGACCUUGUUGUUAAGACAAGGAAACCUUAUACUAUUACCAAGCAACGGGAGCGAUGGACUGAAGAGGAGCAUAAUAAGUUCUUAGAAGCCCUCAAGCUCUAUGGUCGUGCUUGGCAGCGUAUAGAAGAACAUAUUGGAACCAAGACUGCUGUGCAGAUCAGAAGUCAUGCACAGAAGUUUUUCACCAAGUUGGAAAAGGAGGCCAAUGUUAAAGGAGUUCCAGUUGGGCAUGCACUUGACAUUGAUAUCCCUCCACCACGACCUAAGAGGAAACCGAGUAGUCCUUAUCCUCGAAAGAAAGGUGUAGGAACUCCUAGUCCCCAGGUGGCAUUGAAGAAUGGGAAUACACCAUGCUCGGUUUCUUCCUCAUGUCAUAGUAAACUGACAAUAGCUUUGGAGAAAGAACCUGGAGAGGAACCUAAUGAUGAUGAAAAGUCAGAUAAUGGUAAUAAUGAGCUCAGUACGGUGCCUUGUUCAUCCCCGUCUCCAGCUGAUGCAUCUAAAAAGCCGUGUAACUUUACACAAUAUGUCCCCCUCUCGAAAGAAGCAAGCAAUCACAAUGGAACUGCUUCAUCUCAAAUCACGGUUGAAGCCCACGGAGUAAACUCUGACUACAAACAACCUUUAUUCAAUGUCUCAAAUGGCGCCGACUCAUACCCCACCUCACACGACGAGAAGUCCAUGCAUUGUGAGAAGACAACCGAAAACAUGGAGAAAUUGUCAACUGCUGACGUGCAAGCCUCGACAAACAACUACCCACGUCACGUCCCCGUGCACAUUCUUGACGGAAGCUUAGGAUUCACUGGACUGAAUACCUCACCAGAUAUGUCCGCUGCAGCUGACUCUACAUUUAGUCAAACAGGAGUGGCCCACGCUCAUCAGAACCUAUUCAUGAAUCAGCCUGUCCCUGCUACUUGUGAAAAUCACCAUCAUAAUCAUACCACAUCGAGAUCCUCAAACCAAUUGUUUUCCUGUUACCAUCCGCCAAUCUUCACUCCCAUCCAGAACCAAAACGACUACUACCAUUCAUUUCUGCACAUUUCUACAAUGUUCUCGAGCCUUUUAGUGUCUGCUUUGUCACAAAACCCCGCAUCCUAUGCUGCGGCCAGAUUUGCCGCCUCUUUGUGGCCAUGCACGAACAGCAUGGAAGCUCCAGUAGUCUGUGUAGCAGGAGAACCGUCCUCUACAGCUUCAGCCAGUUCGACUCCUCCUAAUCCUACUCCAAGUAUGGCGGCAAUUGCAGCAGCCACAGUAGCAGCUGCCACCGCAUGGUGGGCCGCCCAUGGGCUGCUCCCUCCUUUACCAUGUUCACCUUUUCACCCUCCUCCGAUGAACAACAACCAAGGAAGACCAGAAAACGGUCCUGAUAAACCUCCUACUGUCUUAUUAGGCCAACAACAGCUGGAGCCGGAAUGCUCUGAUGUUCUCUUGAUGAUGCAUGAACAACAGCAACAGCAUCCGGUUCCUAAAACGACUGUUGUAUCAUCAUCCGAAUCCGAAGCGAGUGCUGAUGCAGGACCGAUUGUUGCCGAAGUACCUGCAAAACAUGUGGAUACUGAAGCCAAGAACACAUCCAAUAACAAAAAGCCAGAAAAGCCUGCAGACCGCUCCUCGUGCGGCUCUAACACGCCCUCGGGCAGUGAUGUGGAGGCGGGUGCAAAAGGUGAAGACGACGAAAAGCAGAAGAAUGAGAAAGAGGCUUCCGAAGACCCUUUUAGCCGACGUUGCAGAAGCACCGCAAGCUACGUGAACGAUUCCUGGAAGGAAGUAUCUGAAGAGGGAAGGCUGGCAUUCCAAGCGCUUUUUUCUAGAGAGGUAUUGCCCCAAAGUUUUUCGCCUCCGCAAGAUGAUGUCAAGAACAAAGGCAAUAAAAUGUUGUCUAUAAAGGAAAAUGCGGAGAAAGAUGAAAACAGGCUGCAGCUUGACCUUAACGGUACCUGUCCCCACAAACAAGAGGGAGAUAACAAUGUCUCUCUGAUUAAUGGUAACAAAGAGGGGACUCUAACCAUAGGGCACGGACAAGUUAAGUUAAAAGCUCGACGGAACGGAUUCAAACCUUACAAGAGAUGCUCGAUGGAGGCUAAGGACAUUCCGGUCACAACCAGCAACCAGGAUGAAGAGAAAGGAAGUGGGAAAAUUGUGAGAGUACAUCUCAGGAAUCAGUCGCAACAGGCAGCUUUGGGGAAGCGACGCUAUUCCAGCCUAGCCGGGGGUCGGAGGCCCUUUUUUGCUCAAUCCUCUGCCUCGAGGAAGGUAGCCGUUGGCCCGCGCCCCUUUUUUGCUCAAUCCUCUGCCUCGAGGAAGGUAGCCGUUGGCCCGCGCCCACAGCCUUUUUCUGGCCUGGUUUUGUGCACUGUCCAUCCACGUUUCCUCCUGCCCCCAACCGGCCGUUGGAGCCCCUUGGCCUGUCGCUUCUUCCUCUUUGAGUCUGGACGUCAUCUCUCUGUCGUGCCGUGCGCGGACGUGUGGUGUAGUUCCUUACUGGGCUUUGGUGUUGGGCUCGUCAAGUGUGCCGUGUCGAGCAAUCCCCAAGGCAUCCUCCCCCGGUCCAUUGCAUAG